AGAAGCUCGUGUCACGUGACCAGAAACGUCACCGAUUCAAUGGCAGCCUACUGUUUUGUAAAUUAACACAAGGAACAGCUGUAUAAAAUAGUGUUUUAAACGACAGAAUCACAUUUCUAAGACGCUGCCAUGUCUCCAAAGAUCACGGUGGAGCUGCUGCGGCAGCUACGGCAAGCCAUGAGGAACACCAAAUACAUCGCUGAGCCCAUCCAGGCCUACAUUGUCCCCUCUGGAGACGCACACCAGAGUGAAUACAUCGCGCCAUGUGACUGCAGACGUGAAUUCAUUUGUGGCUUCAAUGGCUCCGCAGGCACGGCUAUAGUGACAGAGAAGCAUGCAGCCAUGUGGACAGACGGACGGUACUUCCUCCAGGCCAGCCAGCAGAUGGACAACAACUGGACCCUCAUGAAGAUGGGUCUGAAGGAGACUCUUAGCCAGGAGGACUGGCUGAUCAGUGUUCUGCCUGAGAACUCUACAGUAGGAGUGGACCCCUGGAUCAUUGCUGCUGACCAGUGGAAGAACAUGUCUAAGGCCCUGGCCAGUGCAGGCCACUCCCUGGUGGCUGUUCAGGACAACCUGAUAGAUGCCAUCUGGAUGGACCGUCCAACCAGACCCUCCACUCAGCUCAUCACCCUGGGCCUGGGGUUCACCGGUCUGACCUGGCAGGACAAGAUGACCGCUCUAAGAUCCAAGAUGGCCGAGAGGAAGAUCUCCUGGUUCGUUGCCACGGCGCUGGAUGAGAUUGCAUGGCUGUUCAACCUCCGUGGCUCUGACAUCGAGUACAACCCUGUUUUCUUUGCGUAUGCCAUCGUUGGAAUGAACACAAUAAGGCUCUUCGUGGAUGUCAAGCGUCUGGCCGAGCCGACGGUGAGGGAGCACCUUCAGCUUGACACGCCCUCUAAGGCGGAGCUUAGCGUCCAGACUGCCCCCUACGAGUCUGUGUUCACCGAGCUGCAGGCCGUGUGUGCCUCCCUGGGGCCCAAGGAGAAGGUGUGGAUCAGCGACAAGGCCAGCUGCGCCCUCACGCAGGUCAUCCCCAAGGCCCACCGGUCUCCUGUCCCCUACACUCCUCUCUGCCUCGCCAAAGCUGUCAAGAACGCCACCGAGAUUCAAGGGAUGAAAAUGGCCCAUAUCAAGGAUGCUGUCGCCCUUUGUGAGCUCUUCGCUUGGUUGGAAAAAGAGAUUCCAAAAGGCACAGUGACUGAGAUCUCUGCAGCAGAUAAGGCCGAGGAGUUACGCAGCCAACAGAAAGACUUUGUCGGGCUCAGUUUUCCAUCCAUUUCCAGUGUUGGACCAAACGGGGCAAUCAUUCAUUACAGUCCCCUCCCUGAAACCAACAGAACUCUCUCUUUAAAUGAAAUCUACCUCCUUGACUCUGGAGCCCAGUAUAUUGACGGAACAACAGACGUCACCCGCACCAUGCACUUUGGAUCCCCCUCUGCUUAUGAGAAGGAAACCUUCACCUAUGUUCUGAAGGGACAUAUAGCCGUCAGCGCUGCCAUUUUCCCCAACGGAACCAAAGGCCACCUGCUGGACUCGUUUGCCCGCCAGGCGCUGUGGGAGUCUGGGCUGGACUACCUCCAUGGUACGGGCCACGGGGUGGGAUGUUUCCUCAAUGUCCACGAGGGACCCUGUGGCAUCUCCUACAAGACCUUCGCCGACGAGCCCUUGGAGGCAGGCAUGAUCGUCAGCGAUGAACCUGGGUACUAUGAGGAUGGCUCCUUUGGCAUUAGAAUUGAAAACGUUGUCCUGGUGGUGCCAGCAAAACCCAAGUACAACUACAGAAACAAGGGUAGUCUGACGUUUGAGCCUCUCACUCUGGUCCCCAUCCAAGCCAAGAUGGUGAACACAGAUCUUCUCACCCAGAAAGAGCGUGAUUGGGUGAACGAGUACCACAGGCAGUGCCGGGAGACGAUUGGAGCAGAGCUGCAUAGGCAGGGCCGCAAGGAGGCUCUGGAUUGGCUGAUCAGGGAAACCCAGCCAAUCGCCUGAAGGCUAAUCUGUGACUGACUCUUAUUUAAUCCAAUGGUAUUGCCCAGGAGUAUGAUUGAUCGAUCGAUCAGUUGAUUGCUCAUCUCAGCAGUGAUUAUCUUUUCUUUUGAUAUUUUCUCUGAGAAGCUACUAUCUAUCGUUCUGGUCUCUGUGUAUUUCACGCUACGCUUAUUUUCUAAAGCACACCAUCCAUGUCUGAACUGUUUUAUGACGAUUAAAUAAAAAUCUCAAUUGUGGAAAAAAUGAA
Messenger RNA from Coregonus clupeaformis (lake whitefish), 2239 nucleotides. RefSeq names its product X-prolyl aminopeptidase (aminopeptidase P) 1, soluble (gene xpnpep1). Lineage: Eukaryota; Metazoa; Chordata; Actinopteri; Salmoniformes; Salmonidae. The transcript has 20 exons. The coding region runs from base 130 to 1992 and encodes 620 amino acids. The record is from RefSeq and is a predicted model, not a curated record. Gene Ontology annotation, molecular function: metalloaminopeptidase activity.